Acaulospora colombiana is the source of this 429-nucleotide messenger RNA. NCBI's taxonomy places the organism in Eukaryota, Fungi, Glomeromycota, Glomeromycetes, Diversisporales, Acaulosporaceae. The record is from the annotation of a GenBank genome assembly.
GAUCGAGAGGACCAGGGCGACACGGAAACGCUUGAGGAUCUUGGGCACUUCGAGGAAAAAGUUGGAUCGUUCGACUUCCUUUUUCGUGGCUCCCCAUGUGAUAUUGUACGAGACCAAAUGAGCGAGAAUAGCCUUGCUAAGAUGGAUCGAGAGACCACCAAAGAAGAUGAAGCUGCGAUGCGCAUUAGUCAUAGCACACCACAUAAGAGAAGCGACUUACAAGAAGGGAAUCCACAUAAUGUUUUCAAGGAGCGCUCCCAGGAAGCCCUUGUGUCCCAAUCGAUACAUGAGAAUCGAAUAGGCAAGGUUACCACAGAUGGGGAACACAAAGCUGAUACCGAUCCAAACCUCGAAACUGCGAAGGUAGUAUCCGUCCGUAGGCAGCUGCCAACCGAGCAAGAGGUAGUUGAGCAAAGCCAAGACGAAUGA